Anolis sagrei ordinatus is the source of this 4554-nucleotide messenger RNA. The record is from RefSeq and is a predicted model, not a curated record. NCBI's taxonomy places the organism in Eukaryota, Metazoa, Chordata, Lepidosauria, Squamata, Anolidae.
UCUUACCAAGCGCAAAUGCUUUUUAAAUUGAACUCUGCAGGUUUGCAGUGCAUGCUGGCGAGGGACAGAGGCAGAGAUGGCAUGCCGGGGACCCUGUGCCUUGACUGCUGUCCUAGGUUCAGGGUAGGAAUAGGAAGCAAUAAAUAGACACACAGCAUCCCCUGUGGGACUGGGUACUUUCAAGGAAGAUGGUUCAUCAGGAUAAAUAAUAUGGCUCCAUCCAGGACGAACUCUCUUCUCAUCUUCUACCUCGGUUUCUUGCUGCUCAUCCAUUUAAAAAAGUCACUUUGUGCGAAAGAUGAUCCCAGAUGCCUAUCAAACUCUUGCCAAAAGGUCUCGGAGUGUAGUGGUGCUUCUGCUGCUGCAAAAGGGAGCGGUUGCCACUGUCCAGACGUGUCACUGGGUGGCAUCUCAGCAGAAGAUUGUAUCCAAAUAUCCAAGGACCCUUGUGCUUCCAGCCCUUGCCUCCAUAACGCUACCUGUUUGAGUGCUGCAGGAAACUCAAGCUUUACUUGCAGCUGCCUCAUGGGGUACACUGGAAACACCUGUGAAACUACCAUCAGUACGUGUGACUUGCAUUUCUGUAGGCAUGGAGGCACUUGCCUGGAGAGUCUCAAUGGCCUUGUCUGUGUCUGUGCUGAAGGAUACAUGGGUGCUUACUGUGAAACUAACCUUGAUGAAUGCCUUUCCAACCCUUGCCUCAAUGGAGCAGUUUGCAAAGACAGGAUCAAUGGCUAUGCUUGCUACUGUGUUCCAGGCUACCAGGGAAAGCACUGUGACCUGGAAGUGAAUGAAUGUGUUUCCGAUCCUUGCCUAAAUGGUGCCACAUGCAUUAAUCUGAUAGGGAAGUAUUCCUGCCUUUGUCCUCUUGAAUACACAGGUAUCAACUGUGAGCUGGAAAUUGAUGAGUGUUUGUCACAGCCUUGCCUGCAUGGUGGAACCUGUCAUGACAGUCUAGGGGGCUAUUACUGUUCCUGUCCGGUUGGCUUUCUUGGUGAACUCUGUGCCGUCAACACUGAUGAAUGUGCAAGUCAACCAUGCCUCAAUGGGGGGCAGUGUAUAGAUGAUAUCAACGGAUAUACCUGCAACUGUACAGAGAGUGGAUUCAUGGGCCUACACUGUGAAAUGUUAAUUCCCUUCUGCUGGUCAAAUCCAUGCUAUAACAAUGCAACCUGUGAAGAUACCGUGGAGAGUUACAUAUGCCAUUGCUGGGCAGGCUUUACAGGGUCACAUUGUGAAGUCGACAUAGACGAGUGUCACAGUAAUCCAUGCCGCCAUGGGAGUGAAUGUGUGGAACUGUCACGGUCAAGCUGGUAUGGAAAAAUUCCAGAUCUACCUUCAGAGUUCAGCUACCACACAGCAUCAGGUUACAUGUGCCACUGUCCUUUAGGAUUCACAGGCAUUCACUGUGAAGAAGACAUCAAUGAAUGUCACAUGAACCCCUGCCAAAAUGGAGGGACCUGUGAGAAUUAUCUGGGAAAUUAUACCUGCCACUGCCCAGCUAGAGAGGAGAAUGGGAUAUUUUAUGGUGGCUGGAACUGUUCAGAGGUCCUCCUUGGCUGUGUUCAAAAUAAAUGCCAAAAUGAAGGAUUGUGUAUUCCUCACUUAAGAAAUGGACAACACAGAUUCAGCUGUCUAUGUUCAGCUGGAUACACUGGAGAACACUGCGAAACAAUUACUGCUUUAUCUUUUCAGGGAAAUGGAUUUCUCCAGGUUAACAGUCUCCCAUCCACUGUACAAGACUGUUUCUACAACACAAACCUCCAAUUUCUGACUGUUCAACCAACGGCUAGCAUAUUUUUCCGUGGGAACAAGGAUGUAUUUGUGAAACUGGAGAUACUGAAUGGCUACUUACACUUAUCCAUACAAAUCAAUGACCAAUCAAAAGCUGUACUGCAUGUAGCACAUAAUGUCAGUGAUGGUGAAUGGCACUUAGUGGAGGUGACUAUCGCAAGAAAAGUUACUCUUAAGUUACUUGACAAAUUUUGCACAGACUCUUGUCUCAGUGAAACUGCAACCCCUAUAGAUUGCCAACAAACAACGUUUGCUUUCCAGAGCACAUUUUUGGGUGGUUUGCCAAAGGUGAACAGGAGCAAUGACUCUCUACCUAGUAUCUCUAACAUGCAUCCUGCACCCCCAUUUGUAGGCUGUCUUCAGGACAUUGAAAUAGACUUGAACCUUAUUAUCCCAGAGAAUAUAUCAUCUGACUCAUCUUUAAAUGUUGAAGCAGGCUGCACAAAAAGAGACUGGUGUGAACAUCACCCUUGUCAAAACAAGGGACGCUGCAUCAACUUGUGGCUGAGCUAUCAGUGUGAUUGCUACAGGCCCUACACCGGGCCAAGCUGUGCUACAGAAUACAUUCCAGCACGAUUUGGUCACGAGGGAACUGCAGGAUAUGCCGCUUUUCCCAUAGAGAGUGGUGCCUAUGAAACUGCAACCAUAUCAAUGUUUGUUCGAACACGCAAUCCUUCGGGCUUGUUGUUUGCUCUGAAAAAAGGCACAUCCCUGUUUCUCAAAGUCUGGUUGGAAGAUGGGAGACUGGUCCUGGCCAGUGCAAGCUCCAGCAAACUCCAAGGAACACAGCCUACAAAUGAUGGAAAUUUCUAUUUCAUAACUUUAAAAAUAGAGCCAAACAAGACUGAGCUGAUCCAGUCAUCACAAAACCUAGGCUAUGUUUCUACACCCGGGGUGAAAAUCGAGAGGGGUGAUAUUAUCUACGUGGGAGGAUUAUCAGAAAGUCAAGAAACAAGUAUAAACGGUGGGUAUUUCAAAGGCUGCAUCCAAGAUUUAAGGUUGAACAACCAGCCACUGGAAUUCUUCCCUGUCACUCCUUUGAUGAAUUCUGUCAUCAGCAAGAAUACACUGAUCAACAUUGACCCAGGCUGCACCGGAGACAACCUUUGUAAGUCCAACCCCUGCAAGAACAGUGGGGUUUGCUAUUCCAUCUGGGAUGACUUCACUUGCACGUGCCCACCAAAUACAGCAGGGAAAGCUUGUGAGGAAGUGAAGUGGUGUGAACUCAGUCCGUGCCCCCAUGAAGCCCAAUGUCAGCUGGUCCAUCAAGGAUUUGAAUGCAACGCCAAUGCCAUUUUUAGUGGCAGAAACAGUGCCAUCUUUUAUAGGAGCAAUGGGAAGAUCAAGAGAGACCUCACCAAGAUAGCUUUUGGCUUUCGAACCCGAGACUCGGAUGUGAUAUUGCUUUAUGCUGAGAAGGAGCCAGAGUUCAUCAGCAUCAGCAUCCAGAAGACUAAAUUAGUGUUUCAGCUGCAAAGUGGAAACAGCUUCUAUGGACUGAACUUGGCUACCUCCAAACCAGUAAAUGAUGGGAAGUGGCACCAAGUGACCUUUUCCAUGGCUGAACCCUCCUCUCAGUCAUCAACAUGGCGCAUGGAUUUCGAUGGUGAGAAAGACAGUGCAACAAGCAUGGUCACCACAGGAAACCUCAACUUCCUAAGGGAAGGGACAGAUAUCUACCUGGCUGACAGACCUUUUGAUGACCUGAAUGGACUAAGUGGUUGCAUGAGUACCAUAGAGAUCAGCGGGAUCCAUCUCUCCUAUUUUGACAGUGCUGAUGGCUACACUAAAAGGCCACAAGAAGAGCAAUUCCUAAAGAUAUCCGCCAAUUCUGUUGCCACUGGCUGCUCCCAGUUAGACGUCUGCAGCACAAACCCUUGCAUGAACAAUGGGAGAUGUGAAGACUUCUAUACUCACUAUCACUGCACAUGUGCCAAGGGAUGGACUGGGACCUACUGUGAUAUCAACAUUGAUGAAUGUGCAUCCAACCCUUGCGUGCAUGGAAACUCAUGCUCACUGCAGAAGGAAAGAAGAGUGAAAGGCAUACGACCCCCUUCAACGGUGUGUGGAAAUGGGAAUCGGAACAUCACCUGUUACAACUACGGCAACUGUUCUGAGCUGCAAGGAUACUUGGAGUGCGUGUGUCUCCCAGGCUUCGUUGGACAGCGGUUGAAAACUGAUGUGGCCUCCAAUGUCUUCACCUCGAUUGGCUCUGUAACACUGGCCUUGUUACUCAUCUUCCUUCUGGUAGGCACAGUUUCCAUCAUAACCGCUAAUAAACGGGCUACUCAAGGAACCUACAGCCCCAGCCGCCAGGAGAAAGAAGGAUCCAGAGUUGAAAUGUGGGACAUCGUUCAACCUCCUCCCAUGGAGAGACUGAUCUAGCUAGAAAUAUUGCCAUGUCCUCUUUUCAGGAAACAGCUAGCAGGAAAGGCUGUUCUGAUCUCUCUGGAGGAAGUCUGCUUCUUAACUCAGAAACAUUGGACAGUAACCUAAGCACCAUCUGCACUAUCUUUCAUGGAGGUUCUUAAACUUCUGUUUCCCAGGAGAAGCUCCCUGUGUCUCAUCAUUCUUAAGAGAUGAGAGCAGUUGAUGCUUGGAAGGAAAAAUCAGAAACUCUGAAAAAAUGAAAGCAUGGGAACAUCAUAUGGGAAUGAACUGACAUCUCCAGAUCAUGGUUGAACCAAAUGGAUGCCACUUCUUCGGAAACUCUUAUUUAUUGCACUGAAAGCCUUGACUUUUGCAUAAUCAACUGUAGAC